AUGAGUUAUGUCACCCGCUUAUUUCCGCCCUAUUAUAAAUAUGCCGUAUUCGUAUUCGUCGGAUUCCAAUUCCUCUACUGCGCAUUUGUUCUCGCUAUCAGUGAGGCAUAUUACAAAUCUGCGGCUUUGAUCCUACCUAUUGCCUAUCGAAUGUUCGACGAUACUGUAAAGAAAAAUGUGCCCGGAUUCGAUUGGUCACCCGAAGAGCAACAUCAACUAGAAAUGUACAAGUAUAAGAUGUUGGUGUUGUGGGUGGUAUCAACAGUGGGCGUUUUGCUUUGUAUGCUUAUCGUCAUUCCGCAAUUCUUUGAUUUCAACGAUAAACGUGGAAAUCCAAGCCAUCUCUGUCUGGUUCAUAAACGACUGGCAUGGUUGCUUUUCUUCAUUAUGGCAGUAUUCGUGACAAUCAUGUGUCUGGCAGUGUUGUGGGCAUGGUAUGGUGGAGGAGCAGCGUCGAGAUCAUUCCACGAACAUUUUGCAGCUGCUGAGAAGGAGGAAGUCUUCCUGACGGAACUUGAAGAAAGCUUCGACUGCACAAAUGAUGAUGACAAGGAGGUGGCUGAUGAGCAUAGAUGCUGGCAAAACGUUGCAAUCAGUUUUGUCAACGAUUUCUGGCUGGACUUAUUACUGUACGUCUACAUUGCCGGCAACAUACUCGCCUUUCUUGCCAUUCCAUUCUUCAACAAAUUGUUAAUCAAAUCCGAUGACGACUACGCCGAUGAUAAGCUGAUUGACGCCUAA
Molecule: messenger RNA, 741 nt
Organism: Haemonchus placei
Lineage: Eukaryota; Metazoa; Nematoda; Chromadorea; Rhabditida; Trichostrongylidae
Source: the annotation of a GenBank genome assembly